AAAACACCACUCAAUGUGAUGCAUUAUGCAUAGGCUAUGAUAAAAAAACAGAUUUUUCAUUUCUGAUCUUUCAUCAACAACAACAACAUUCUCAAUGGCUAUGAUGAGUUCUUGCACGUAAAUGUAAGCCUUUUCUUCCUUUACAGCACAUAAAUUUCCAGUAAAAGGCAACACACUUAACACUCAUAUAUUCAAAGAGUUGUGCAAAGUAACACAGAGCAAGCUCUUUCCAUUCACACUAAUGGCUACAUUCUGUACAUACAUGUUUCUUCUCUCUGUGACCUUUCUUCCACUCUUCAACCUCACUUCAUCUUCAUCAGAGGGAGAUAUGAAUAUCCUUCUCUCCUUCAAGUCCUCCAUUGAAGACUCUAAGAAUGCAUUGUCAACCUGGUCCAACACUUCAUCAAACCACCACUGUAACUGGACUGGAAUAUCCUGUUCCACCACCACACCUUCACCACUCUCAGUAACUUCUAUCAAUCUUCAGGGGUUAAACCUUUCUGGGGAUAUCUCAUCUUCUAUAUGUGACCUUCCAAAUCUUUCUUAUCUCGACCUUGCUGAUAACAUCUUCAACCAGCCCAUCCCUCUUCACCUCUCUCAGUGCAGUUCUCUGGAAACUUUGAAUCUCAGCACCAAUCUCAUAUGGGGCACUAUCCCAUCUCAGAUUUCUCAGUUUGGUUCAUUGAAAGUGCUUGACUUGAGCAGAAACCAUAUAGAGGGAAACAUCCCUGAAAGCUUAGGCUCCUUGAAGAAUCUCCAAGUUCUUAACAUGGGUAGUAACUUGCUCUCAGGUAAUGUACCUGCUGUGUUUGGCAAUAUGUCUAAGCUAGAGGUACUUGAUUUGUCUCAAAAUCCUUACUUAGUGAGUGAGAUUCCAGAGGAUAUUGGUGAGCUUCAAAAUCUGAAGCAGCUUCUGUUGCAAAGCUCUUCUUUUCAAGGUGAAAUUCCAAAAUCUUUGGAGGGUUUGCUUAGUCUGACCCAUUUAGAUCUCUCUGAGAAUAAUCUAACAGGUGGGGUUCCUCUGGCUCUUGCAUCUUCUCUCAAGAACCUGGUUUCUUUUGAUAUUUCACAAAACAGGCUUUUGGGGUCAUUUCCAAAUGGUAUAUGUAAAGGACAAGGCCUUGUUUAUCUCAGCCUUCAUACAAAUAGCUUCACUGGCUCAAUACCAAACUCCAUUGGUGAGUGUAAGAGUCUUGAGAGAUUCCAAGUUCAGGACAAUGGUUUCUCUGGAGACUUCCCUAUUGUGUUAUGGUCAUUACCCAAAAUCAAGCUCAUUAGAGCUGAAAACAAUAGAUUCUCAGGACAAAUUCCUGAGUCAAUAUCAGGAGCUGUUCAGUUAGAGCAAGUUCAGCUUGACAAUAACAGUUUUUCUGGUAAAAUUCCUCAAGCUCUUGGCACUGUCAAGAGCUUGUACAGAUUCUCUGCUUCUCUCAACCGUUUCUAUGGUGAACUUCCUCCAAAUUUUUGUGACUCCCCUGUCAUGAGCAUAGUGAAUCUCUCUCACAACUCUCUUUCUGGUAAAAUUCCAGAGCUGAAAAAAUGCAGGAAGCUAGUUUCAUUUUCUCUGGCUGACAACAGUUUCACAGGAGAAAUACCCUCUUCCCUGGCUGAGCUACCAGUGCUGACUUACCUUGACCUUUCAGACAACAAUCUAACUGGCUCAAUCCCACAAGAGCUUCAAAACCUGAAGCUUGCUCUUUUCAAUGUGUCCUUCAAUCAGCUAUCAGGUAAAGUACCAUCCUCCUUGAUUUCUGGUCUUCCUGCCUCAUUUUUGGAAGGAAACCCUGGUCUUUGUGGCCCUGGGUUGCCCAAAUCCUGUUUUGAAGACAUGCCAAGACACAAUAAUGGUGCUCUUACAACCUUAACAUGUGCUCUUAUCUCCUUGGCCUUUAUUGCUGCAACUGCAACUGUUGCUGGUGGAUUUUUCAUGUAUAGGAGAUCUUGCAAGGGGAAUCAAGUUGGGGCUUGGAGGUCAGUGUUCUUCUAUCCUCUUAGAAUUACUGAGCAUGAUCUCCUUAUAGGAAUGAAUGAGAAAAGCUCAAUGGGAAAUGGUGGAGUUUUUGGCAAGGUUUAUGCUGUGAAUUUACCUAGUGGUGAACUAGUAUCUGUGAAGAAGCUAGUUAACUUUGGAAACCAGUCCUCUAAAAGUUUGAAAGCUGAGGUGAAGACCUUGGCGAAAAUUAGGCAUAAGAAUGUAGUUAAGAUUCUUGGGUUCUGCCAUUCUGAUGAGUCAAUUUUGCUCAUUUAUGAGUACUUGCAUGGAGGAAGCUUAGGGGAUUUGAUUUCCCAUCAGAAUUUUCAGUUGCCUUGGGGAGUUCGAUUGAGGAUUGCCAUUGGUGUUGCUCAAGGACUGGCCUAUCUUCACGAGGAUUAUGUCCCUCACUUGCUUCACAGAAAUUUCAAGUCAAGGAACAUUUUGUUGGAUGCAAAUUUUGAGCCAAAAUUGACAGAUUUUGCUCUUGAUAGAAUCCUGGGAGAAGCUGCAUUUCAAUCAACUUUGGAUUAUGGAGCAGCAUCUUCUUGUUACAUUGCACCAGAAUAUAGUUACAGUAAGAAAGCAAGUGAACAAUUGGACGUGUACAGUUUUGGUGUUGUAUUGCUAGAGCUAGUGAGUGGGAGGCAAGCAGAAGAAACAGAGUCAAGUGACUCCCUUGACAUUGUGAAGUGGGUUAGAAGGAAAGUGAACAUCACCAAUGGAGUACACCAAGUUCUUGACCCAAGAAUAUCACAUGCUUGUCACCAAGAAAUGGUUGGAGCUUUAGAUAUUGCUCUUCGUUGCACUUCUGUGGUACCUGAGAAAAGACCAUCUAUGGUUGAAGUUGUUAGAGGUCUUCAGUCCCUUGAGUCCAGGACUUGCAUUGCAAAUUUGCAGGAUACAAAUGAGGAGUCCUCCCUUCCAGUCUGAACUUCUAAGGUCCAACUCAAAGACUGUUUUUUGUUGCUGUUGAGUCUUUAUAUGUAAAUAUUCUGGUUUAUAUUUCACAUCCUUUUUAUUUUCAUCUUAUGAUCUGAGUCAUGGAAAUGAUUUAUCUCAAUCUAUAAGAAAUAUUCAGUUCAUUUUUUUGUUUUAAAAUAAGUGCUAAUGUCAGUUUGUAUUGGUGUCUA
This is a messenger RNA of Lotus japonicus, 3105 nucleotides long. RefSeq names its product probably inactive leucine-rich repeat receptor-like protein kinase At5g06940. Lineage: Eukaryota; Viridiplantae; Streptophyta; Magnoliopsida; Fabales; Fabaceae. Gene Ontology annotation, molecular function: ATP binding; protein kinase activity; receptor serine/threonine kinase binding. The coding region runs from base 242 to 2905 and encodes 887 amino acids. The record is from RefSeq and is a predicted model, not a curated record. Gene Ontology annotation, biological process: protein phosphorylation. The transcript is spliced from 2 exons.